Plasmodium malariae is the source of this 852-nucleotide messenger RNA. RefSeq names its product fam-l protein. The record is from RefSeq and is a predicted model, not a curated record. The transcript is spliced from 2 exons. Bases 1 to 852 code for a protein of 283 amino acids. NCBI's taxonomy places the organism in Eukaryota, Apicomplexa, Aconoidasida, Haemosporida, Plasmodiidae.
AUGGAAACAAAAAUUAAGAUACUUUUCCUUAUUAACGUUACUAUCUUUAUAUAUUUAAAUUGGAUAUGUCAUUUUACCAAUGAUAUGUGUACGUUUAGCAAAUCACGGUAUAAGGAGCACAAAAAUGGGGAUACACAAUACAUAAUAACUUAUAGAUUAUUAACAAAAUGUAAACAGGAUAAGAAUUCAAAUUAUGUAAGUUUAAAAGAAGAGACAUUAAAUAAUGAAGAGCACAAAAAAAUAUAUAUAACUCAAAACGAAAAAGGGGGCAAAAGUAUAAAUAAACAAUACUAUAAAAAUUUGUUAAAUAAUGCUAAUUGUCAUAAAGAACGUAAGAAAAAUAAAUCUUUUGUAUUUGAAACAAAUAAUUAUUCACGUCUUGAAAAAAAAAUAUUCAAAGAACUUGAUUUUAUAAAUUUUCUUAAGAAAAAUAGGACAAUUAGUAGUAGAACAUACGAAAAUAUUAUUUGUAAAAGACAUAAAAUGCUAUUUAUAUUACCUGGAACAUUGUUGUUGCUGUUAUCCAUAUCUUUCAUAUUAGAUAGUUUUUGUGAAUGUGGGCUUAUAAAGUGGUUAUUUAUAGUAUUUAAUAGCAUAUUAGCGACGGGGUGGCAAAAAACCUUAAGAUUAUGGUUUCAUUAUGAUUGUAGUUCUAUAGGUUCGUUUUUUAGGUAUACUAAGGUGAAUGUUGGUGGUCAAUCUAAAACGGCAUAUUAUUAUAUAACAGGUUUAUUUGGAUUUGUAGCGUAUUUCUUACCCUUCUUUUUAUUAGGUAUCAUACUUAUAUCAGGAAUAAUUUAUUACCAUACAAAAGUUAAAAAAUACGAAAAACUUAAGUUUAGGAAAAAAUAA